AUGAAAUUUAAGCCGUCACGCCGUGAUGGCUUACCCAGAAUUGGGUGUAUAAGUCAAAUAGAUAACUACCCUGAUGUUAACUUCACCACACCUAACUGUCUCCUCUACACAAAAUUUGGUGCCGUCCCUUUUCUCACCAAUGAUAUUGUAAAACAAAUUUAUGGUUUACCCAACCUCACAUUCGCAUCCUUAAAUUUCCUACGUGAACGUUUCAAGGUUUUCCGAAAGUUUGGCAAGGGCUUGGCCCAGUACUCUGGUCUAGGGAUUCCUGUCAUUCUUUUUCAAAAUGACCCUACUGAAGCAGCCGUGACUCGUGCUGUUGAUAAAACAUCUAUUCAAGUAUGGGCUGUUGGCGGUCGUUUGCCCGUAACCAUGGAGCAGUAUGCCGAUUGUGUUGUCAAUGCGCUUCCCGUGGCCUUUCAGAUGCCGGUGGAUAACGAAACCUCCUUUCCAGAUUCAACAGCACCAACAAAGAAGCGGUGUCAAAAGUCGGUGCAGCGCACAAGAUCCUACGCGUCUAUGCUAGAGGAAAUCGUGGCAUCGAAUGAGAAACUUCAGAAAAUCCCGCCUCUCAUCUCUGUGGCUGGUGGAAAUGACCUUGAUCAACGUCUCCGCGGAAUUACUUCCGUGGAUUUCAGUCGUGCAUCUGGCAUCGUGCUUGAUGGCUUCUUCCACGAAUCCCUCGAGGGAGAUCGGUCAUCUCACUUGGAGACCGUCUUCUCUAUCCUCUCCUCUGUCUGCUCCCGCUUUCCUCCUCACCUUCCACGCUUUCUCACCAACCUCUGGCAGCCGGAUGAAGUGGUCCGCGCCUGUCUCUGUGGCGUCGAUCUAUUCGACGGCAGUCUACCCUUCCGUCUUACCCGUAGUGGCAUUGCCUGGCUGUACACCGCAUAUCGCAAGGACAUGGUCAGCUCUGCCUGGAUUUGCUUCCCACUGCAGGCGGAAGACCUGAAGGCCGAAGUUUACCGACAACCGAUGCAACCGGAUUGCCCAUGCUUUGCAUGUCAGCGACACAAUCAGGGCUAUGUGUCACACUUGCAUAGUGUGAAAGAGAUGCUGGCUCACAUUCUCCUCAUGAUUCACAAUUCCACACAGUGCUACGCCUUCUUCGCCGACUUGAGACAGGCUAUUGCGGAUGGACGAGUGGAUGAAUUUGCGGAGAUGUCAAAGGCCCAUCACUUCCCUGAGGACCUUCUACACAUCGAUUUGACUAUAAAGACCAUCCAAAACGGCGAUUUUUGUCUGGUUAAUGACGGUGGACCCACGCUUUCCCUAACUACACAAUAUUUAGCUGACACGCACUGUCUUCCAGGAGUCGAUCUUCACACCGGUUGCAUGGAUCCCUAUUCUUACCAUCUGGGCUGUCAUUCUCCCGAUGUGGUUAUGGGUUUAUAA
Molecule: messenger RNA, 1395 nt
Organism: Echinococcus granulosus
Lineage: Eukaryota; Metazoa; Platyhelminthes; Cestoda; Cyclophyllidea; Taeniidae
Product: Queuine tRNA-ribosyltransferase subunit qtrtd1
Exons: 8
Coding region: 1-1395 (464 amino acids)
Molecular function (GO): tRNA-guanosine(34) queuine transglycosylase activity
Source: RefSeq, a predicted model, not a curated record